CACCAUCUUCUGGAGUCUGGACGAGGGACCAAGUCCACCAGCGGGCUGAGGAUACCCACUGCAGAGCGCAGGUAGUUUGAUAUUGUAUCUCCACUACAUCCGUGUCCGCUCGAAGUGUAUCUAUCCCAACUCAAGAGGCCCUCUUGCCAGUGUUUACCUAGCUUUUGUGGAUCUCUCCUCUGGGUCAACACUGCUCUGGAACUUUGCUUUCCCCUUAUUUCAUCGCUAUCUAUCUCAUAUAUAUUCCUUGCUGUAUCUCCACCUGCAAUUUUACGACUUUACGACCUGAUUCACGACCUGCAUACCCAUACCCAUCACUAUUACCCUCUGAGACCAGCUAUAAGCCCUUGCUGCCUUGACACCCUGUGAAGAACUAUGUCCAAUAGGUGUUAUAACCCCAAAGCGCCAGAAGAGGGCCCGCCCCUUAUCCAGAAUGGCACUUUCGUGUUCCAAGCGCACGACGUCGGCUGGAUCGUUGCCUCUUUCUUCACUAUUGUUUCAUGCGUGACAUCUUUUUGGCUCAUCAACAAGCACCUCAUUUGGUACACGAACAAGAAGGAACAGCGCUAUAUCGUCAGGAUUCUAUUCAUGGUCCCAAUCUAUUCGAUCGUAUCUCUCCUCUCAUAUUUCUUCUGGAAUAACUCGACGCCUCUCCUCCUUCUCCGAGACUGCUACGAAUCCUUCGUCCUCACCGCCUUCUUCUACCUCCUCCUCGUCUACCUCUCGCCCAAUCCAGACGUCCAACGGUCUAUCUUCCGCAAACAAGGCUACUCCAAGGAGAAUGACGCAGAGAUGAUUAGAAAGGGCGAACCCAUCCGAAAAUGGGUAUUUCCGUUGGGGUUCAUCAAGUGGAAACCGCAGGAUGGCCUGUAUUUCCUGCAGCUAAUGAAGUGGGGCGUUCUACAGUACUGUGUGCUCAGGCCUUUAACGACUUUCUUCGCCGUCUUGCUCAACUAUGUCGGUCUAUACUGUGAAUCCUCUUGGUCUCCUGCUUGGGGACAUGUAUACAUCACAGCCAUCGUCUCUUUGAGUGUCACGAUAGCCAUGUAUUGCCUUUUAUCCAUGUACAUGUCAGUCUCUUCAGAGCUAUCCGACAAGCGACCCGUCCUGAAAUUGAUCAGCAUCAAGGCUGUCGUGUUCUUGACAUUCUGGCAGGCUUCAUUCUUGUCGGCCUUAUCGAUGUUUGGCGUCGUAAAAGACACCGCGUACAUGACAGCGGAGGACAUUAACAUCGGCUGGGGUGCCCUCCUGGAGACGUUUGAGAUGGUCAUCUUUGGCUUCGUCCACAUCAAAGCCUUCUCUUACAAGCCCUACCGCCCCAUCAUUCACGAUGCCGACACACCUCGCACUCCACGCCUUCGUUCCUUAGCUCACGCCAUGAACUUCAAAGAAACCUUCCGCGAGCUCCGAGACGGUUGGGUUUACUUGUGGCAGCGGAUGCGCGGUAAAGAGGUCAAAGUGGACCGGAACGCCAGAAGGGAUGGUUGGUAUGAAGGAGCGUUUGGCAAGGAGAGACCUAUGCCUGCAGCGGAUUGGAGAGAUCCUGGAAGAAAGGGCUGGGAUGAUAAGGACCUCUACAGCGGUGGCCUGGAGAAUGAUGGGUAUGGGAACGGGAACGGCGAUAUAGGGAGAGGACUUAGAGUGAAUAGUGAAGUUGUCGUUACGGUGGAAGGGGAGAGGCAGUGGUUAGGCACUAGGGACGAGUAUGGUUAUGGAAUCGGGUUCGAAUCUCGCGGCAGAGCUGGCACGAGAGGACGUGAGAGGAGUGAAGCAUUAGGUACCCAGAUCGAGGCAGAGUUGUCCAAGAGGGGCUAUGAGUUAACCACUCGUGACGAACCUCUCGUAGAACAAGGUCACAUACGAGGUGGUAAAUCCUGGUGGCGCAGCAUAUACGAACGCGUCUCCCAGUCUCACCAGGAUCCGGAACCCACCGAGGAGCUCCCCCCAGCACACCAUCGUCAGACUUCUCGGGCCCCACGAAGGGACCUUGACGUCGUCGACGAGGGUCGUGAAUUCGGAGAACGAAGAGCUUUAAUGAGCCAAUACGAGUACGACGAUGCGCCCCCGCCGUCUAUCAUCCACUUUGCGACCAGCACACGAUGUGCACCCUCGGCAAGCACCGGCUCCAACGCCGGACAGUAUGCUCUUGCGCGUAUUCCCUUCAGACGCUGGGCAUUCCUCGACGACCACUCCGUCUAUGAUGCCUUCUUCACAGUCACAUAG
Stereum hirsutum FP-91666 SS1 is the source of this 2223-nucleotide messenger RNA. Its product is annotated as DUF300-domain-containing protein. The record is from RefSeq and is a predicted model, not a curated record. The coding region runs from base 376 to 2223 and encodes 615 amino acids. Gene Ontology annotation, biological process: transport. NCBI's taxonomy places the organism in Eukaryota, Fungi, Basidiomycota, Agaricomycetes, Russulales, Stereaceae. The transcript is spliced from 13 exons. Gene Ontology annotation, molecular function: transporter activity.